Molecule: messenger RNA, 468 nt
Organism: Sordaria macrospora k-hell
Lineage: Eukaryota; Fungi; Ascomycota; Sordariomycetes; Sordariales; Sordariaceae
Source: RefSeq, a predicted model, not a curated record
AUGUCUGACGGACUAAACCCCCACCGUCAAGCCCGCGUAGCCGAGCUCCUCUCCGACUUCCGCACUUUGCAAUACUACAUCGCCGCAGCACCCACCUCUCCCUCGAACCCCAACGAUUACUACACCGAAGGGUGGGCCGCCUUGCGCCAAUGCGCUCUGGACGGCCAACACAUCUUGAACUGCGCGGCGGAUAUCAGCAUCCCAAGACACGAGGCACAGAAGAUUUACUUGAGGCAGGCGGCCGCGCAGAGAUGGGUGGGGUGGAGGGAUCAGGUUGUUGCUCAGGGAGGAGGACAAGAAGGUCUUGAGGCUAUUGACGUGCAGUUGAGGAUUGAACUUGCAAACAUCACCGACGAAGCAGUCCUUGGCCAGCUCCAUGCAAAUGAUAUCGGUUUGGGCCGCUGGAUAGACGAGGACCCGAGCCUCAUGGAGGUCCAUGCAUGGCUUUGUUCGAGGGCACCGUGCUAA